AUGGCCACUCAGGUGGAGGCACUCCUGCCGGCCAACCCGCUUAUCAACGCGGAGGAGCACGGCAAAGUGAUCCGCGGCGAACCGCAGCCAGAGGUCGACGGGGCCGAGCGGGGCCAGGCGGCGGCCGUCGCUGGAGAGGAAGAGCCCGGCUGCGGGGAGAGCUCCGGGAGUCCCAGGCGGCACACGGAAGCGGACGAAAGGGCUUGUGACAGCGAGACCAAACCCGACGAGGAAGGCGGUAGAAGCCGGAAGGAGUUUACCGAGGCUCCCCCACCCAAGGUGAACCCGUGGACCAGGAAAAUGAACGCGGUGACCGUGGUCAGCGUGAACGGACAAGCACAUCACGAGACAACUGUUCCUGCCAAAGUGGUGAGAGCGGGCAAUCCUCCCAAGGCCAGGCGCGGAGGAAAGGUCGGAGACUUUUGCGACGCCAAUAGCUGGCCAACCCCGGGGGAGAUCGCCACUAAAGACAUGCAGAUAGAGGCAGUGACACGGACCGUGUCCUGCCCGCCGACUGUCAGACAGGUCAAAGACCCGUGGAGAACCACUGCCCACAAGAGGACGACCACUAAAAAGGAGACGAAGGAGAAGCGCGAAAGCAACGAAGAGAGCAAGGAGAACCUGAAGACCAGUAAGUCGGAUGAUUCCGGAGAGGAGAAGAAUGGAGACGAUGACUCCCAGAAAAAUGGCCAGAAGAAAAAAGGAAACAAACAAAAGUGGGUCCCCCUGAUGAUCGAGGGUCCUCGGGAGCGCUCGGCCUCCCGGAAUAACAGCAGGCAGAACGAAACGCUCCGCCUGCCGCCAAACACCAGGAACGACCUCCGAGACUGGCACAGUCAGAAGUACGAACGGGAAUGGCGCGACGACCACGACGAAGUGUCCAGCGUAAAAAGCGAGGGUGCACCGUUUCGCGGCGGCUUCCGGGGACGCGGGCGCGGAAGAGGCCGCGGACGGGGCCGGGGACGAGGCAGAGGUCACUACGAAUACCACCAAGGCUACAAGUCGUACGAAAUGAAAGACGGACCUUACGGACAGAAGUUCAGCAACUCUGUUACCUACUACUAUGACAACAUGAGCAGCAGCGAGCUGUACUCAGUGGACCAGGACCUACUCAAGGACUACAUCAAGAGGCAGAUUGAGUACUACUUCAGCCUGGACAAUCUGGAGCGUGACUUUUUCCUACGCAGGAAGAUGGAUCAGGAAGGCUUCCUGCCUAUCGGACUCAUCGCUAGCUUCCAUAGAGUUCAGGCACUCACGACUGAUGUCAACAUUAUUCUGGAGUCUCUGAAGGACAGCAAGGAAGUGGAAGUGAUAGACAUGAAGAUCCGUCGGAAGGCUGAGCCCGAGAAGUGGCCCUUGCCGGGCCUGACCGUACCCAACCACACGGACUUUUCCCAACUCAUCAACUGCCCUGAAUUCGUUCCUAGGCAGCCUGCCGAGGACCCUGCAGGGUCUUUCAGGGCCUCGACUUCGACGCAGCGUCCGCCAAAGCCUGAAUCCGAAACGACCUCUAAUCUUAAGACGAUGCCCAAGGGCCUCUCCGCCAGCCUGCCAGACCUGGACUCUGAGUCCUGGAUCGAGGUCAAGAAGAGGCCCAGACCUUCGCCAGCUCGACCCAAGGUCAGCCCAGAGAAGGCGCCAUCUUCACAGCAGCAGAGGGAAAAAGACGAGGCCAACCGCUCGCCAUUGCCACAGUCCUCACCUUCUCCGGCCAACCCCGGAAACAAGGAGGGCGGCGAACAGGACGAGCCCGAAGAGCUAGAUUUCAUGUUCGACGAAGAGAUGGAGCAGAUGGACGGGCGGCGCAACACCUUCACCGAUUGGUCGGACGAGGACACAGACGGCGAGAUCGACGACCGCGACGUCAACAAGAUCCUGAUCGUAACGCAGACACCGCCAUAUCUGCGCAAGCACCCUGGCGGCGACCGCACAGGCCACCACACAUCGCGUGCCAAACUCUCCAGCGAGCUGGUCAAGGUCAUCAAUGAUGGCCUCUUCUACUACGAGCAGGACCUGUGGGAUGACACGUACGAGCCCGAAUACGCAACUAUCAAACAAGAAGUGGAGAACUUCAAGAAGGUUCACCUAAUCAGCCGCGAACAAUUUGACUGCCUGACCCCUGAGCCCCCAGUUGACCCCAACCAGGAAGUUCCCCCAGGUCCUCCACAACCCCAGCAGAUCCCUACAGAUGCCUUGGCGAACAAACUAUUUGGCGCCCCCGAGCCUUCGUCAAUAGCCCGGUCGCUCCCGACGACUGUGCCCGAGUCGCCCAACUACCGCAGUGCCCGCACGCCACGCACACCGCGCACCCCUCACCGGAAAGACGCCACCACGACGCCGCGCUUUUACCCGGUGGUUAAGGAAAGUCGGCCCGUCGACGCCAAGACUCCGAGGAAGCGGAAGACCCGGCACAGCUCCAACCCGCCCAUGGAGUGUCAUGUCGGUUGGGUGAUGGAUUCUAGAGAGCACCGUUCCAGAACCGCCUCUGUCAGCUCCAACGCCAGCCCGUCCGAGGGCACGCCCGCUUUGGGUAAUGUGGGCUGCACACCCCAGUCCCUCCCUAAGUUCCAGCAUCCUUCCCAUGAGCUGCUCAAGGAGAACGGCUUCACGCAACACGUCUACCACAAGUACCGCCGGCGCUGCCUAAAUGAGCGUAAGCGGCUAGGAAUCGGGCAGUCCCAGGAGAUGAACACGCUGUUCCGCUUCUGGUCCUUUUUCCUGCGAGAUCACUUCAACAGGAAGAUGUACGAGGAGUUUCGGCAGCUGGUGGUAGAAGACGGCAAAGAAGGAUACAGGUACGGUUUGGAGUGCCUGUUUAGGUACUAUAGCUACGGUUUGGAGAAGAAGUUUCGGCCGGAUAUCUUCAAAGACUUCCAGGAGGAGACCAUGAAAGACUAUGAGGCUGGUCAGCUGUACGGACUGGAGAAGUUUUGGGCCUUCCUCAAAUAUUCUAAAGCCAAAGCCUUGGAGAUAGACCCCAAGCUGCAGGAGUGUCUCAGCAAGUUCAAGCGUCUCGAAGACUUCAGAAUCGACCCGCCGAUGGAGGAAGGUGGCCGCCGGAGACACUCGUCCAGCGGGGAUGGCCGCCGUCGACACCCCUCCCAUCCUUCCAGUCGACCCCAAAGCCAGAACAGCUCUGCCUCCAGCCCCGUGUGCGGCGCCACGGCCAAGGAUGACGCCAAACCCGACGCCAAGACGCUCAAGUAA
Nerophis lumbriciformis (worm pipefish) is the source of this 3207-nucleotide messenger RNA. NCBI's taxonomy places the organism in Eukaryota, Metazoa, Chordata, Actinopteri, Syngnathiformes, Syngnathidae. The record is from RefSeq and is a predicted model, not a curated record.